GUUGGUGUGAGAGCUGAGGGACUCCAGGAGGCCCUUCUGAAAGUCCCAGCAGCCCCUGAGGAUGCCGACAGGAUCACCAAGAUGAAAAAUGUUUUGAAGGCUCUUUCUCAGUGGAGGGCUACUCCAUCAAGGCAGCCCCUGGCCUCCAUGUCUGUGAAACUCUUUGGACAAGAACUUGCAUUUGCUGACAUUGAUAAAGUCGUUGUUGAUCAGAUAGUUGAGCUGGCCACUGGACCUGGAAUUCACUCUAACAGCAGAAAGGUUUUGGAUGCUGUGCUGUCUGGCGUUGCACUGAGUUAUGUUAAACCAAUGCUGCUCGCUGAGCUCCGUCGCAUCCUUCCCACUACUGUUGGUCUACCCAUGGAGUUGAGUUUCUAUACUGCUGCUGUGGUUGCUGCAUCUGUUACAGCACAAGCCACCGUGACACCACCGGUACCCCAAAACUUCCAUCUUGCCCAGCUUCUGAAGUCUGAUAUCAAUGUUAGGCUUGCAGCUACUCCAAGUGCUGCCAUCCACACAUAUGCAGUUAUGGGCGUGAAUACUGCUUUCAUCCAGGCUUCUGUGAUGACAAAAGCCAGAGUUCACACAAUUGUUCCUGCAAAGAUUGAAGCAAGAUUUGACAUGACUCAGGGCAACUUCAAGUUUGACUUCCUUCCUGUUCCAGGCAUCAAUAAAUUGGCAUCUGUAAAUGUUGAGACUAUUGCUGUUGCAAGAAACGUGGAAGACCUCGCAGCUGCCAGAAUCACACCAAUGCUUCCAGUUGAUGCCGCAACACAAACAUCAAGGACAGCCCUCUCUUCAAGGAUUUCUAGGCUGGCAUCCUCUCUGGCUGGUGGCAUGUCAGGAGAAUCAUCUGAACUCAUUCCCAAUGAACUGUCAAGAAGAUUUGCACACAGGCUGAAAGCUUUCAAGAUCCGUGAGAAGAAAAUGUGUGCUACACUUGAAACCUUAGGACUCAAGGCAUGUACUGAGAUUGAAUCUCAUAAAGUGGCCUUCAUCAGGGACAACCCACUCUACACCUUAAUUGGAAGACAUAAUGUCUCGGUUGAAAUUGCUCCAGCUGCUGGACCAGGCAUCGAGAAGAUUGAACUUGAGAUUCAGGUCGGAGAUAAAGCGGCAGAAAAGAUCAUCAGAGUGAUUAACGAAAAUGAUGAGAAGGAAAUUCUGGAGGACAAAACUGUCCUGAUGAAACUACAGAGAAUCCUGGUUCCUGGUCUGAAAAACAGCACCUCCAGUUCUCGUUCUAGCAGCUCCCGUUCAAGCACAUCCUCUGUGUCAUCCAAGUCUUCUUCCAGUUCCUCCUCUCGCCACAGUAAAGGUGAUGCUGUUGCCGCCAGCAGCAAAAGCUCCAGCAGCAGCUCCAGCAGCUCCA
Monopterus albus (swamp eel) is the source of this 1372-nucleotide messenger RNA. RefSeq names its product vitellogenin-2-like. The transcript has 8 exons. The record is from RefSeq and is a predicted model, not a curated record. NCBI's taxonomy places the organism in Eukaryota, Metazoa, Chordata, Actinopteri, Synbranchiformes, Synbranchidae. The annotation marks the transcript as partial. Gene Ontology annotation, molecular function: lipid carrier activity. Gene Ontology annotation, biological process: lipid transport; response to estradiol; cellular response to estrogen stimulus.